Molecule: messenger RNA, 897 nt
Organism: Plasmodium gonderi
Lineage: Eukaryota; Apicomplexa; Aconoidasida; Haemosporida; Plasmodiidae
Exons: 1
Coding region: 1-897 (298 amino acids)
Biological process (GO): translation
Cellular component (GO): ribosome; mitochondrial large ribosomal subunit
Molecular function (GO): structural constituent of ribosome
Source: RefSeq, a predicted model, not a curated record
AUGAUCCCAUUGCGUAUGUCCAAAUUUUUAAAUCACCAAAAAUGGAAAAAUGACAAGAGUUCAUUGUCACGUAUGAAAUGUGGAUUUCCUUUACCAGUUCGUGGAAAUAUAACAAUACAAAGUAUGUGCACCACAUCAAGGGGCAAAUACCUAUUCAAGAAUCAUAAAUUAAACAAGAUAUUUGUUCACGUAAUACAGAAAAAAGAAAUGUGCACAAGCAAGACAUAUAAUGGAAUACAUUCGUUAUGUUACAAGUUUGGGAUGAAUAAUAAGAACACAUUUCAAAAAAGUAAUUUUUGUGUGGAAGAAAGAAAUGGUCUUCUUAAUUUGUUUAAUAUAUUUAAAAGAUUCAAAAUGGUAAAGACUAGUUCUUACAGAAGAAAAAGUAGAAGUUCACCAAAUGGACAAGGGCAGAAAGCUAAAAUUGGAGUAAAACGGUUAAGUGCUGAAUAUGUGAAAACUGGGCAACUUCUCGUAAAACAAAGAAAAAUUAUUGCAUUCAAUUAUGAAAAAAAAACAAGAAAAAGAAAUUUCAAAUAUUAUCCUGGAGAACAUGUCAAAGUUACAAAAAAUACUAGUUUAGUAGCUCUUACAAAUGGUAGGGUCAAAUAUACUUUUCAUGUUUUACAAAAUGUUUUAAUUGUUAAUGUACUCCCAGAAGAGUUAGACGAAUUGAAAGAAGAAGAUUUAUAUCGAUAUAGAACAGAACAUGUAAAGUCUUUUGAAGAAAAUAGAAGUUUAAUUUAUCUUAGAAUGAAACAUGUUUUUGCAUUCCCUAAAAAUAAACAUACUCAGUUUAUCAAGCCACCAUUAAAACCUCAAUUUUUAACAAAAUAUGACAUCUAUGAUAAUCCGACACUUCGAGAGGUUCCUGUAUUGUAUCACAAGAGGGAAUAA